AUGGGAUUCUCAGGUUGGCUGUCACUGUCACACCUCCUCCGACAGAGUGGAUGCCUGUGGAGGCUGGAUGCUUGCAACAUGCCUAUGGUGGAGUACGUCACGCAGGCCUUGUCAAAAGCCCUUCUCACCAGCAGGCUGACAGUGCUACACCUUGAAAACACCUGCCUGAGCGGCAAACCACUCUUCACACUUGUCGGUGCUCUGAAAAGGAAUAUCAUUUUGCAGGAGCUUUACCUCUCUGAAAACAACCUCAACGGCUACCAGGACUCCAUGCAACUUGGCGAUCUCCUCAAAUACAACAGCCCUCUUAAAACCUUGGACCUGAGCAACAAUAACCUGUCUGACUCAGGUUUGGGAGAGAUUUGUGAUGCUUUGAGCUUUCAGAAGACGGGUUUGAGAACGCUGAUACUGAGUAACAAUCACAUCACUCAUCUUGGCAUAAGCCAUCUACAGAAUGUUCUGCCCCGCUUAAAAACGCUCGAAACGUUGAACCCUGGCAAAAACAACCUUGAGAACAGAGGCCUUCACACGUUAAAGGAGUCCCUCAUGAUCAAUCGCUCUUUAUUGCAACUUGGCCUAGCUUCCACAGGAAUAACAUGCGAGGGUGCUGUGACUUUGGCUGAGAUCCUUGCAGAGAGUCCACAGAUCCAGCGGUUGGAUGUACGGCAGAACCAAGUGCUUGCUGGGGGCCUCAUGGCUCUGUUGUUGGCCCUAAAGAUCAACCGUUCACUCAUCAGACUGGAUCUGGACCAACAUCUGAAAGAGGAAAAGGAGGACUUCCUGGUCGAAACGCAGAAGACGCUGCUGAGCAGGAUCUCCGAUCUGUGAGUGGCGAAUGCG
This is a messenger RNA of Sinocyclocheilus anshuiensis, 840 nucleotides long. RefSeq names its product protein phosphatase 1 regulatory subunit 37-like. The transcript has 7 exons. The record is from RefSeq and is a predicted model, not a curated record. Lineage: Eukaryota; Metazoa; Chordata; Actinopteri; Cypriniformes; Cyprinidae. Bases 1 to 828 code for a protein of 275 amino acids. Gene Ontology annotation, molecular function: protein binding.